Rhizophagus irregularis DAOM 181602=DAOM 197198 is the source of this 2973-nucleotide messenger RNA. RefSeq lists its product as uncharacterized. The record is from RefSeq and is a predicted model, not a curated record. NCBI's taxonomy places the organism in Eukaryota, Fungi, Glomeromycota, Glomeromycetes, Glomerales, Glomeraceae.
AUGUCAGAUUCUGAAUUUCGACCAAAUAUGGUCGGAUCUAAUAGAAACAAGAAUGUUUAUAAUUUAAGUAUAGCCUUAGCCCCACACUUAGGUAUACCAACGGACGUCAUUGAACAAGCUUUAAUAAAAGCAAUAGAGCAAAAUAGUGCAGAUAUUUUCAAUGCUCUCCCUUCCCCGUUACAUAAUGGCAUACAAGAAACAAAACCUGUUGACGAACUAAGCCAAAGUACAGCACUUAUUUCUCCCCGUUUUAAUCAACCAUCACUUCUUGAUAUAGAUUCAAAAAAUCAUAUAACUCAAGAAUCUUCUCCGCUAUACAAAAAAAAUCGUAAAGAUUCUUUAUCAUCCCUUAUUGAAAUAACACAAAGCGGAUCAACGUCUAUUAAUAUUAAAUUGCCUAGCCUACACGUUCCGCCCCCAACAGUUCAAGGAGAAAUGACGAAUGGUCAAAGCAGUCCUCAAUCGUCAGGUCCAAUUGAUGAAAAUUUAAAUAGACCUCAGUACUAUGAUGAUCAGAACAUUUAUAAUGGAUCAAACAAUGAGAAUUUGAUUCAAAGUCAAGAAUAUAAUCCACCAUCACAGAGAGUUAACCAUGAAGUUCAAAACCAACAGAACGAUUCUAAAUUUGAUGCUUUUAAAGAAUAUAUUGGUCCACAACAAAGAGAACAAGAUGAAUAUAAGUCAUAUAACCAUAAUCAACAAAUUGAACAUGAUGUUUCUAUUCAAAGACAACGAAGUGACUUGCAAGUUAACCGUUUUCAAGAUACGUAUGAUUCAUUUACGCCUGGUGGUAAGAAUCGACAAAAUAAAUUUGCUGCUGAUUUUCCCGAAGAAUAUAGUCAGCCACAACGGAGAGAAUCUCAAGCAAAUCAAGUUCCGGAUCCAUAUAAUAAAACAUUUUCACAAGUAGUUAGUCCAAUAAAAAACAACCCUUCGGAAACAUACUUAUCCGAAUUUCCUUCUCUUUCGGAAUCUUCCAAAAUGAGUGACUCAAGGAAGAAUUCUGGAGUAGACCUUGGGGCUUGGGGCCAAAUGGAUGUAAAUUUUGCUUCUGCUUGGGGUGGUAAACCUAAAAAAUGGGUAUCAGAAACAGAAACAAAUACAUUUGAACCUCCCGCUACUACUUCUACUUGGAAUCCUGAUAAUGAAGAUCUUACAUGGAAACCUAUUCAGGAACCAAAACCGCCCAUUAAUAAAAAGAAACCCGCAAAAUUUGAACUUGACGAUUCUGAUGGAUGGGGUACUCCUCCAACGAAUACUAUUCCAUGGAACGAUAUGAGGCAAGGAUAUUGUGUCGACCUUAUAGAAGAGCAAAAAGAAACGAUAUUUUGGUCUAAGCAAAAUGGUAGUUGGGUCAAUGUAAGUGAGGAAUAUUCAAAGACGGUAAAAAUUAAAUCCGAUGGUAUUAAUCAAGUACGCUAUGAACGCCAAGGGACUCUUAAUGUGGAUAAUGGAGCUACAUGGGAUGAUCUUCGUGAAAACACAAGACGUGAACGUGAGAUGGAACGUGGUUUAAUUAAUGGAAAUACAACCGAUGAUAUAAUAGUUGAACUUACAGAUCAUUCAAAUGACAAUAGUGAUGGUUCGGAAGUUGAAAAUUAUCGGUCAAGCUCCGAUACCACAACAGGACCUGUACCUAUAGUUUCAGAAGGUUCUAGAGAACGCUUAGGUAAUCCUCAAUGGAAAACUGAAGAAGAAUGGCGGCACGAUUCUCAACCUCAACAAUUUAAGCAGGAAGUAGAGUGCGGUGACCUUAUUAACCUUGAAUUACCCGAAUCGAAAGAGUUAAAAGAAACUUUAACAGUUGUAAGCGAUAGAGAGGUUGACGAACCCAAUGAAGAAAUAUCCGGUUGGGAUAAAUGGAAAGAUAAUUCUGAAGAAAUUGCAGAGUUUAAGGAUGAUGCAUGGUUUACUGAUGAUAUGCCGAAACAACGAGAUGAUACUUCCAACCAAGAUCUAUUAAUUAAUAUUGAUUCGAAUAAUGAUAAUGAAGUUGCAGAAUCAACAAUAAUUAACACCCAUCCUCCGAUCUUUUAUGGUAGAAUCAAUAAUGAAAUGGCAAAAGAUCUAAAUGAUAUAUUUGAUUCUACAAAUUCUGUCAACACGGCCGAUAUGGCCAAGAUGACCAAUGUGGAUAUUGUAAACAAUGAAUUGAAUGAUGAAUUAAGUUUAUUGACAUUUGACGAUGAUGAGAAUAAAAUAUCAAAAUCAUCAGCUGGCCAGGAAGAUAUUAAUAAAGAUAAUAAAAACAAUCAAUAUAACUUUGAUGUUUUAGAAGAUUUUCUUAAGAACAACAACUAUAAACCUCCUGAUGCAAUCAUUAAAGAUUCGAACGAGUCGCAGGAAAAAGUGCCAGUUCUUCCCUAUGUCUUUAGUAUUAAUGAUAAAGAAAAUGCACCUAUUUCACAUUAUACGACACCAUUAACAGUGUCUGAUAAUUUCAGUUCAUUUGCGCCACCAUCUAGAUCUUACCGUUGCGAGAAUUCGUCACAAGUAAAUGUCGAAUCUAUGAGUUCUUCAUCCGCGAUUGAUAAUAACGACAAAAAAUUAGAGCAUAAUGAUUAUAGGCAAGAUCUAGAUCAAAACGAUCAAAUACUUGAUCAAUAUAAAGCUUCCGUCAACGAAAGUCAAAUACUUGAUCAAUAUAAAGAUUCCGUCAACGAAAGUCAAAUACUUGAUCAAUAUAAAGAUUCCGUCAACGAACCUCAAGGUGCAGCAGAUCCAAAUGAACCUAACUCGAAUUCCACAAAAACGGCACCUAACGAUAAAGACUUUAUUAUUAAUCUUACCGUUGAAACUCCAUCAAAUGGAAGACAAAUAUUACGUCUACGUUAUGACGACGAUCCUCAAGUUGCGGCGACCGAGUUUUGUAAAAAGUGGAACAUGUUUCAUUUUGAAGAUGCAUUGAAAGGCUUUGUUCAGAAAGAACAAAAGAGACGGCUUCGUAAACGAAGAACAAAAUGUAAAAAAUAA